Messenger RNA from Cryptomeria japonica (Japanese cedar), 945 nucleotides. Its product is annotated as dirigent protein 25-like. NCBI's taxonomy places the organism in Eukaryota, Viridiplantae, Streptophyta, Pinopsida, Cupressales, Cupressaceae. The transcript is spliced from 2 exons. The record is from RefSeq and is a predicted model, not a curated record. The coding region runs from base 1 to 945 and encodes 314 amino acids.
AUGGAAAGCCAUAGACAUUCAUCUCAAAUCAAUUCAUUCCUCCUCCGCACGUUUCAGCAAAUUCUGCUCAAAUUUCAGCGAAUUCUGUUUGUUAGAAGAAUUUCGAAUCUGGAGAAGAGAAUCAUGGCACAGAGAACUAAAGAUCUUCUUUUUCUGAUGCUUCUCAUUGUGUGGGGUAGUUAUGUGAGUGCAACUAGAAAAUUAUUAACAGAUAGCCCAAAAGCAGAAGAGGAAGGGUCUUCAACUCCAAAGACUAUCACUUUCUUCAUGCACCACAUAACGGAAGGACCUAACCCGAUUGCCAAGCCUGGACUUGGAGUUGGAGGACUUCAAGGAAGUGGCAAUGCCAUCUCUGGCCUGCAAAUCAUCUUUGGCAAUAACAUCAACUUCAAUGGCAUUGGGAAUGAGAAUGGGAAUGGGAAUGCUGCCCAUCUCUUCCACCAACGGAGGAGUACAGGGCUCGGCUCACUCAUUCCGGGCCUUGGCCUUAAUGCACCUGGCUUAGCCCUUCAGAACUCCUUUCCAAACACAAAUAUUAUUAAUGGCGGACUAAAUCCUAAGAAUCCUCUUGUGGGGACAUCGGGUAUCCCACUGACCAAUGUGGUUGUGAUUGAGGACACCCUGACAGAAGGGCCUGAUCUUCACUCCUCUGAUGUGCUUGGAAAGGGGGAGGGAUAUUAUUUUCACUUGCCCAACCCUGCUGAAGAGGAAGAUACCAAUACAUUGUUGCUCGCUUUCACCGCCAAAUUUGAAGGUUCUGAAUACGGAGGCAGCAGCAUUGAUUUCUUAGGCAAAGACAACAUUGUAUUGUCAGAGAGGGAGGUGACAAUAGUAGGAGGAAGCGGGGUCUUCCACGGCGCUCAAGGCCAUGCUCUCAUAGAGACCGUUUCCCACACAGUCCAUGAGACAGUCCUCAAAUUCACCGUCACACUUGUCUAUCAGUAA